UCCCUCUUCAUCAUCCUCUUCGAUCUAUAUUCAUAUAUAUAUAUAUAUAUAUAUACAAACAUGGCAACUUCUCGAAUCUCACUCUUCUUAGUAGUCUCUCUGCUUCUUCUGAUUACCUUCUCUAACAUAGCCGAGGGUUAUGGUCGAGUUAAGCUCAGAUCGUCAUCAGAAUGCAGGCCAAGAUGUAUGUAUCGUUGCUCGGCAACAUCACACAAGAAGCCAUGCAUGUUCUUCUGUAUAAAAUGCUGCUCCAAGUGCCUCUGCGUCCCUCCUGGUACUUACGGCAACAAGCAAGUCUGCCCUUGUUAUAAUAACUGGAAGACGAAGGAAGGAGGACCAAAGUGCCCUUGACCUAAUUUCUUCUUCUUCUUCUUCUUCUUCUUCUUCUUCUUCCAAUUUUUCAAUAUUAAUGUAUUUGUUUCAGUAAUUACUUCAAUGUCUUAAUUAUGUAAUCACCUUAUUAAUUAAGUUAAUAUUAGCAUUUAUAAUACUAUCCAGAGAA
Molecule: messenger RNA, 502 nt
Organism: Carica papaya (papaya)
Lineage: Eukaryota; Viridiplantae; Streptophyta; Magnoliopsida; Brassicales; Caricaceae
Product: protein RSI-1
Source: RefSeq, a predicted model, not a curated record